Hypomesus transpacificus is the source of this 4038-nucleotide messenger RNA. Its product is annotated as coiled-coil domain-containing protein 85C-B-like. The record is from RefSeq and is a predicted model, not a curated record. The transcript is spliced from 7 exons. Gene Ontology annotation, cellular component: apical junction complex. The coding region runs from base 671 to 1888 and encodes 405 amino acids. Lineage: Eukaryota; Metazoa; Chordata; Actinopteri; Osmeriformes; Osmeridae.
AUUCCAAACUGGGGAGGGAUUGAGAUUCAUCCACUGUUAACCAGUCCACUUCGAGGAGAGAUCGGAUUAUCAUUCGAGAAGAGCGUCAAUGUUGCUACAGACCUUCGUGUGUUUUUAGACGAGAAACAUUCUUGCGGACGCAAUAUAGGCAUUUUAUUUUGAACACAGGUUAUCGUCAUCAUCCAUUUCGUUAUUGUCAUUUUUACUACGAAGGAAUGUGCAUAGAUUACCAAGGAUUUUACGCACAUGCAGCGGAACGCGGAAUAAUUCAAGGGGAGCGAGUGAUUUCAGCGCGAGGAACAUAUUUGAUAUAGGCUAUAUUUGAUAGAAAACGGUACUACUUUUAUUUUAUCACUAUAUAAACUGUAGUACUUAUGGUUAAACCAGCUAACGUUUAUGAAAGCAAAGGAGGGUUCGCUUUAAAGGGAAGUGUGGGUGUGUGCAGUUUGUCCAUUGCACGCUUGCCAUAACCUAUAGAAGCCGAGGGUCGCCUACGUCUCAGCGUUCAUUUGAGUAAUUAAACCUCUCACUCUGAUGUGUCAUAGUUUAUCAUCUUAAAAUGUUUUCACAUUUUAAUACAUUUACGCAAUUAAGGGGUUGGUUAGCUGAAGAUUUUCUGAAAAUCUAACAACAUUGCUAAACGCGUCGAGAGGAGAAAUAUAAACAGAAAAUGGCAAAGAAUGUAUCGGAGGGACUCAAUGAUGACUUGAGCAAGCUCUCGGACGAUGAACUGUUGCGAUGCAGCAAAGAUGAGUUGGUAAGGAGGCUACGGAGGGUGGACGGCGAGAAAAUGAACUUGAUGAUAGAGCAUGGGAACAUGAUGAAAGAUGUUAACCGGAGGCUGCAGGUGCACCUCCACGAAAUCCGGAAUCUGAAGGAGAUCAACCAGAAGCUUCAGGACGAUAAUCACGAGCUCCGGGAACUCUGCUGUUUCUUGGACGAUGACCGACAGAAAGGCAAGAAGCUUUCCAGAGAAUGGCAGCGGUUCGGUCGCUAUACAGCAAGCUCUGUGUGGAAGGAAGUGGGUACCUACAUGAUGAAGCUGAAAGAACUGGAGGCCAACCAAGAAACAGUGAUAAGAGAGAAUUCGGACCUGAAAGAAAUCAUCUUAAUGCUGGACGAGGAGAGGAACGGUGCCGGAUCCCGGAGCUCCAUAGACAGUCAGUCCAGUCUUACCAACCUCAACGGGGGGUCAGGGACAGUCAGGGAUGUCGGGGACGGGAGUAGCACGUCCAGCACCGGGAGCGCCGGCAGUCCAGACCACCACAACCACGUGCACAAGCCUAAUGAGGGCAAGCUGGUCACCAGCACUGUGCUGAGGUCCAUGGAUGACCUGGCGGCAGCACAUCAUCACAGGAGCAUCCCAAAUGGACUCAAUGAUCCCUCCUGUAACUACAUCAGACAGCUGGAGACUAAAGUACGGAUUUUGGAGGACGAUAAAAACAAGCUUCUUUCACAGGCUUGUAACAGAUAUAGCUUAUCACAAUUACCAACCAAGAAGCAGUGUAACCCUGGAGACCUGCGCAUGCUGAGGAAGGGCAUGACUCUGUACCACUCUGAGUCUCAGCUGUCCUCCCUGCCACAGCGCCAGGACGCUCUGCACAACGGCACAGGCCGUCUCCCCACCAGUGAGUCAUCCCCGGCAACAGGCUACCUAUCCUGCGUGCAGAAGCCGGAGGCCGUGGUGCACGCCAUGAAGGUGCUGGAGGUGCAUGAGAACCUGGACAAGCAGGCUCCAGAGGACUACGAGGAGGACCUCAGCGAGAAGGAGAAGGCCAUCGUCCGAGAGAUGUGCAACGUGGUAUGGAGAAAGCUGGGCGAUGCGGCAGGAUCAAAGCCGUCCAUCCGACAGCAUCUCUCUGGGAACCAGUUCAAAGGCCCGCUGUAGCCUAGCAACGAGAGGGAGAAAUGGAGGGGGUAGCAUAACCUACCUACACUCACCUGAACUCACCUGAUCUUUGUUCCUGCUGACUACGCUACCCAGCAUACACCACACCUGCAGCCAAUGCAGACUGCACUACCCAGAACACACCACACCUGCAGCCAAUGCAGACUACACUACCCAGAAUACACCACUACAACAUAAUGUCUCUGUGAAUGGACUCUAUACAGACCUCCUCAGGCACUCCUUCAAAACUACAGAUCACACGUUUUAUGUUUAUGAAUGUUAUGUUUUCCCAGCGGGUUAUCGCUACUGGUUAACUAGCUUACAGUACUGAAAAUUCUCGUGUCACUUCUUCUAAAAACAAAACCUGUUACACAAGAGCCAUAGAAGUCCUUUUAGAGGAGGACUGUGUCACUUUGUGCCAGGAAGGCUGUGUGGUGGACCAAUCAGGGCUGUUGGCUGGCUGAAACAUUUCCUAAUGUUGGGUUAAGGUCAGACAUGGUUUGAUAGAAACUACCAGAGACCCCUUUUGUCCUGUCAGUUCUGUUCGCCUCUCUCUGGUUAAUUAGCAUACUUAGCGUUAGCACCCAAAGUGUUGAUAAUUAUGUGAAAACCCACUGUGACAUAGCACCCUUUACUCCAAAAUAUAGGUCUAUUAACACUGUAUACAGAUCACUUUUAAAUGUGUGUAAAAUAUGUAUAAAAAAACCAUAGCACUGCUUUGUUGUUCUUUGAUUUGUUGUUUUAAUUUUCUAUUCUAGCGUGGCCAAUGUGUUGUUUAUGUUCAUGAAAAGCACACAAUCGAACCUCAAACAGGGAUUCAUUUUCUUCUCAGUAGAACAAGUUCAGAUUUGUAACUCUUUUUAAAAAUGAAUCAUCGGAAUAAUUUGUCAUCCUCCAAACCUGUCAACGGCCAGUCUAUCGAGCGAUUGAGUUCCUCUUUGUAUUUUGGGUGGUCAAACUCUUGAAGAUCUAGGCUGUGUGCAUGCUAGACAAUCACGAUCUCAGGUUGGGUCCAGGGCUUUACUGUCACCCAUCUGUGACCCGGUUGAAGAAGACUGAAUGGCUGUUGUUCCUCUGUGUUUCUGCCUGUGUAUCUGUAUCAAACCCUGGUUUCAACGCAGUUGACAACUGUUAAGCUGAACUGUUAAAAGGUGAAAACUGUUAAAACAUCUGCUGUAUCCAUGUGAUACCAGACAGCUAAGAAAUUUUUUUCUGGAACGUAUAGUUUAUAUAUUUUUAUUACAUACCGUAAUGCUAAUCCAUAAUUCGACAUGAACUGAAUUCAAAGAUGAAUAAACUUGUCAAAAUGUUUAUUUUAGACAUUUGUUUAAACCAUUCUGAUGAAGCCUUGAUUACAAUGUUGGUGGCAAUAACGUUUGACCCAUUGUCAUGGAUACAGAAGAUGGCCUGUCAGCCAUGACUGCAUGUUUGUAACAGUAUUUUUGUGUGAGAACGUGAGAGCCAAGUCUUCCCUAGAUGUUUCUCAGCACAGUCAUAUGUUAGUAUUCCUUGAUGUCAGAAUGAUACUGUUAAGUAUCCCAGUGAAGGUAUUGAUCAUCAGGUGUCAGAGAGAGUGUGUGUGUGGGGGGGGGGGGCAUUAAUAAGAAGGCUGUCGACCCAGACAUGAAGAUAAAGCUGUCAGAAUGAAUGGGUCCUUCCUACUGAGAGUUGCUGAUUAACAUCUGCAGCUCUCCUUUGUAUUACGCCUUGUUCCAAAUUAGAACAUUGUUGAGGCUUCCAUAAGAACCUAAUGUAUUCUCUCUCAAACAUUGGUAUUUGGGGUUUUUAAAAGUAUGGGUUUAAAAAGUGUCCUUUUUCUAGGAACUAGUAAAUUUGAAGAUUCUAAGCCAUGACAUGAUACAAACUAUCUACGAUAUUAGUUGGCAUUUGGUUUCAGAUGUGCCACCUUUUCUGCAUGUUUUGAUUUGGAACACGUUUUUUUUUAUAAAACCUAAGUUGUAUUUGUUUUCUUUUGUAAAUGUGCUAAUACCAGAAUGCUGGAUCCUAAAACCUACAGUGUUGAUGCCAAUUCCUGUAGUAACUAGCAUGACUGUAACUCCUUAUGAAGUUUACUGAUAUCAGCAGACAGAAAAUGAAAUGGGUCACUUAAAUGAUUUGGGGGAAAAUAAAAAUAAACUGCUUUCUUUUCA